This is a messenger RNA of Babesia bigemina, 387 nucleotides long. RefSeq lists its product as hypothetical. The coding region runs from base 1 to 387 and encodes 128 amino acids. The transcript has a single exon. The record is from RefSeq and is a predicted model, not a curated record. Lineage: Eukaryota; Apicomplexa; Aconoidasida; Piroplasmida; Babesiidae.
AUGUUCGGCAGUAUCAGCAGCAGUUCCUUGAUGAACCUGCGCAUCUUCUCGCUCGGGCGCCUGCAGACACGUGAAUGCGCCGUGGAAGCACAAGCCCUAAAUGGACCACGAAAGCCGAUCAGCGCUCACCUGGAGGUUGUUAGGUAUAGCUUCGGCUCCGUGUCCCCGCGGAAGUGGGCCGCAAACUCGUCGAUACGCUCCUCCGCAGCGACCUCCGCGUCGUCCGGGCGCACCAUGGUCUCGUCGAAGCGGCGCAUCGACUCUAUGGUGUCCGGGACCUGCUUCUCCGAGGGGUCGCGGUUGCGCACGCGCUUCUUGCGCGGUGCGCGCUCCGGAGCGUCGACUAUUUUGAGGGCGCGCCGCUCACGCUUCUUCUGCGCCUUGUAG